Messenger RNA from Amaranthus tricolor (Joseph's coat), 2530 nucleotides. RefSeq lists its product as uncharacterized. Gene Ontology annotation, biological process: proteasome-mediated ubiquitin-dependent protein catabolic process. Gene Ontology annotation, cellular component: GID complex. The record is from RefSeq and is a predicted model, not a curated record. Gene Ontology annotation, molecular function: protein binding. Bases 108 to 2063 code for a protein of 651 amino acids. The transcript has 8 exons. NCBI's taxonomy places the organism in Eukaryota, Viridiplantae, Streptophyta, Magnoliopsida, Caryophyllales, Amaranthaceae.
AGAUAAACACCAAAAAUCAAGGAAGAGUGUAUUUCUUUUUCGUUUUUCUCCCUCAAUUUUAUCUCUCCUCCCCGCUGUAUGAAAACCCGCCGCAGCCGGCGGAGGCAAUGCCGACAUCAGCGACGAAGAAACCGUCGGAAGACCUGAUUUUCCGGCUAGAAUCGUCGGAAAAUCAGACAAAAUAUAAAUCACUACGAGAACUGAAAAAUCAGAUCAUUGGAAAUCGCACCAAAAAAAAUUUCUACGUCAAACUCGGCGUCGUAAUUCCUGCUGUUGUCAAUUCUCUCUCUUCCGUUGAUUCUUCCGUCGUCGUGCAAGCUUGUGCUGUUAUCGGAAGCUUCGCUUGUGGUAUAGAUGCUGGUGUGAAGGCUGUGCUUGAUGCAGGCGCUUUCUCGAUCCUUUUUCGCCUCAUUUCUUGCCCUGAUGCUAAGGUUGUGGAUGCUGCUGCUCGAUCGCUGAAAUUGAUUUAUCAAUCCAAGUUGGCUCCCAAGUAUGAUUUUUUUUCAACAGAGAACAUGGGCUUCCUUAUUUCGGUUUUGAAUGGAGAGGUUGAGAAUCUAACUGGGCUCGGUGCCUCUAUUAUAACGCAUUCAUGUCAGACAAAUGUAGAACAAAAGGUACUAUGUGAGGCUGGUAUAUUAAAGAACCUUCUAAACCUUCUACGAGGUACUCUGAGUCAGAGAGAGGCUAGUUUAGAGGCUUUAGCCGCCAUUAUUAAGAAUAAUCCUGAUGUUAGUUUGGAAUUUUCUGAAGCUGAUAAUGGAAAAGCUUUUAGAGCUGUAUGUGAACUAACAAAGGAUAAGUAUCCUCGGAUAAGGCUUCUAGCUUCCAUCUGCUUGAUUGCUUUGUGGAACGCUUCACCAUGUCAUGUGCAAGAUGUUGGACUCGGAACUAAGCUAAUACAUAUUUUGAUUGAGCUUCUUGAUGAUCCUGGUCAAGUUGGUGAUGAAGCUCCAUUUGCUUUGUCCAGUUUGAUUGCUGAAAGAGAGGACCUGCAAAAACUAGCUUUUGAAGCAGACAUCAUUGAAAAACUGAGCAAUCAUUUGAGGAAAGAACCAUUUCAAACUAGACGGUUACAGGGGAUAUUUCUGGUUCUUGCAGAUGUGUGCUCAAAGUUGGAAGUCUGUAGGGCAAAGCUUUUAUCUCUUGAGAUCCUCAAAUUGGUAGCUGAGGCAUUAAAUAAUGACUGCUCAGAAGUACAGACUGCAGCUUGCAUGUGUUUGCGCAGUGUUUCUCGGUCAGUCAAGAAUUUGAGUGCAGGUGUAUUUAUGAAUGAAGUGGUUGUAAUUCCGUUGCUUAAGCUUCUAAAUGAUGUUUCUACUACUGUCCAGGUUGCAGCACUUAGUGCUUUAUGUAAUUUAGUGGUGGAGUUUACUACACGUAAGUCGGUGUUUCUUCAGUAUGGAGCUGUAAAACAACUUGUUCAUCUAUCAACAUCAAUGGAUUCUACUAUCAGGUUGAAUGCCCUAUGGGCUCUGAAAAACCUGAUCUUUUUGGCCGAGAACCAGUUCAAAGAGGGAAUUUUUAUGGAGUUGACUCCUUCCACAUUGUUGAGUCUCAUAUGUGAUCCUGAGCCAACAGUCCAAGAACAAGCUAUUGGUUUUGUUUGCAAUCUUAUUGAUGGAUGCGUUGACUCUAUUGACUAUGUCUUUAGCGAAGAUUCUGCUUUGUUGCAUGCUAUUGGAAGACAACUGAGAAACUCUUCCAUGUCUGAAGUCUGCAUUGAGGGGAUGUAUGUACUUGUAAACGUGGCAACUGGGAACGAAUUCCACAAAGAAGCAGUACUACAGCAAUUACUCCCACCAGCUGGUAGCAAUGACCAAUCGGUUAUAGUCAAGCAUUUGCAGAGCAGUGACGAUAGGUUACGCACAGCGACUGUUUGGACUCUGGUAAAUCUCACUACUCCCAGCAGCCCUGGUGCAUAUGCUCGGUUUGUCAAGCUACAAAAUGCCGGUGUAUAUACUCAAAUAAAGAAUAUGACAUGUGAUCCUUGCCUUGAUGUUAAGCUUCGUGUCAGAACCGCAUUGGGACAGUCGGUGACAUUUUCCGACAUCACUUCCUAGUCAUUUUUUUGAUCACUGAGAGGCCUCAAUGUAAUAUUAGAGUCCAAGGCUUUUCAUAUGCUUUCUCUACAGAGAUCUGAAAUUCUACAUCCAGUAUUAAAUCAUAGCAGAGGAGACACCCUUCCUUUUGGACCUCGAAGAACGGAAAUUUGCUGAAUGCUGUGCGAAGAUUGUUUUGUAAUGUAUUCAUAGUACAAGGGAGGUUUGUCGUUGAGGUUAGCAAAGGCUAGCAUCUUCAUGGUAACAAUUCCCGAAUUUUUCAUAUUGCUUGUGUUUCAUAGAAAAUUGUUGUGGAUUAGAAAUUAGAAAGUGUUGCUUAGAUACCUGAGAUUAAUCAAUCUAAGCUUCAUCUUGAAUCACGUGCGGCAGAUUGUUCCCAGUAUUACAAGACGCGUCAAUGACAAUUGCCUGUGUGAUAUUGUUGCAAGUAUUGUUCGUACUUGCAUUUAAGUGAAUUAUUUUCGUCA